AUAUUUAUGCAGAAUAAGAAUUAUGUAUUGCAUACUUAUAUAUGUAUAUGUAUAGUCUAAUUAACAGUUGUUAGCUACAGUCUAAUAUUAUUUUGCUAAAGUAGAGAGUAGAAUAGAUAAAGACAGAGACUAUCAUGAUGAUCACAAUCAUAAACAUCAGAGUGAAUCCCAAGUAAACAAUUGAGGGUGGCUUGUCUUGAUUUUUGUUAAAAAGUUCAAGCAAUGCGGAUAGGAAUAAGGAUAUAAAAUGACAAAAGUUAUUGAAUUACGUCCUAAAAAAAGCCUAACAAAUUCAAAAUUCGAAAAGUAUCAACUUUGUACUGAUGAAAUUCCUGUUGCUACUGAAAUAGAAUUAAAUGCAGAUGUGCGCAGAUUAGAAUUAACUUUAAAUCGAGAUUCUCUGUUGGAAACUCAUUUAUUUGCAUUUCAUAAUCAUUUAUUUAAAAAUCCAUACGAUGCAUCCUGUUGGUUCAUAGAUGAUAAAUGGUUAGUUUGGAGACUCAGAAACAACGGUACUUUAGAAAAGCUACAUCAAAUACAUGAUACUAAUACAACUAUACAAAAUGUAUUAUACAAUCCAUCAAUUGUGUUCGCUAGUAGUAAUUUUGUGGUAAUUUCUGAUGGUGGGGAUUGUGUAAAUAUAUUAUCAAUAGAGGAUAAAGAGCAUAUUAAAGUUUUUCCAAUAAGUGAUACAGAACCUGGAGUAAUUUUAGAUGCAAGAUAUGUGAAUGCAACAUCAACUAUUAUAGUUGCAUUAUGCAACAUUAAAAAUGUUGGUGAAAAAAAAUUUACAAAUCUGAUACUAUUAACAUAUACACAGAAAAAUACAGGAGAUGCAUUAGAAUCUUUUGAAUUUAGUCAAAAAGAAGCUUUGAAAAUAAAUGGUGCUAUUGAGUAUGUACAUAUAGAAGAUACUGGCAAAUAUUUUCACUCUAUUUGUCAAGAUUACAUUACAUUUCAGCAUCCAAAAGUGCUAGAAUCUGUUGAUAGUAAAGAUGAUCCACAAACAGCCAAAAUAAAAAUUCCAAGGUAUUGUUGGUCUCAAGAUGAAGAUUCAUUGACUAUUUGGAUUAAAAUAGAUAAAGAACAACAAAAAGAUGUUAAAGUACAUGUAACACCAUUAGAGUUAUCAGUAACACUUAAUGGUAUUGUAUUAAUACAAGGUCAAAGCCAACAUAGAUUAGAUGAACACUUAACAACAUGGAAAUAUGAAGAUGAUACUUUUAAAUUAGAAUUAUUUAAGCACGAAUGUGGUUUAAUAUGGAGUGAACUAAUUAAAGGUGACACUGGUGGAGAACAUUUAUCAAAUGAAGCACUGGCUGCUGAAAUUCAUUCCAGGCUAGCACAUUUGUGCACUGAUCAAACAGACAGCAAGCAGGAUGGUCAACCUUGCAUAGGAUUUAAUUCUGAACAACUUGAGGAAUGUGAUCUUGAAGGAAAAGACAAUCUAUUACAGAGAAUUGAUCUUAUUAUGCAAAAGACUACACAUUUAGCUAUGCUAGGAACAAAUAACCAUGUGUUAUUCACAUACAAAACAAAAUCUGGCCAAGCAAUAUGUCUCAGACACGAUAAUGAUAGUUGUUUAUGGGUUACUGGUAAUGCUGAUGACACUAAAUGGGAUAUAGAACAUUAUUACACAUUUCCUGGUUUUGGAUAUGUUGAAGCAAGUAAACGAAAUAAAAAAUUCUGCGUUUCUCCAGAUGAUGGUUCAUAUGUGGCCAUACUGGAACACACAAGGUACAUUUUUUUAUACAAAAGGCCUGAAUUAACUAUUAAAGUUGAAAAACAAUGGAUUGUAGACUUAGGAACUGAAGCACUUCCUAUUAUGGGAGCUACAGCUACAAACAAAUAUUUAAUUAUACUUACUAAAAAUAAAUUAUAUCGUUUAGAUAUCUGCUUCUGAAAUUAACCCUUUGUGCUCGAGUUGUGACUGUGAGGCAUCACCAAAAAUUCUUCUAUCACAUCCUAAAAUGAGUUUAACAAUGUGAAAUUUAUUUAUAAUUUAAAGAACUGUUAAAUGUGCGAAUGUUGUACAAGUCACAAGACUUAAUUUCGCAUGCAUAAAAAUGCAGUAAGUCAUAUAAAACGCAAACAAUCUAAAUCAGAGAGCUAUUAUUUAGACUUGAGAAAUUUAGAGUAGAGAACUAUUGGAUUUAGAGUUAAAAUGGUUUCGAAUGCAAAGGGUUAAAUAAAUUAACAGCUCUAUUAAAACAAUAUAAUAGGGUCAAUGUUUUUAUUCAGACUGUCAUUGAUUGCACACGAUAUGCAAUGUAUGUAUUUACAGGAUAUUAUAUUUAACUUAAAUUCUAAUUCUUAAACUUUAUAUCGUACAAUUGUUGCAUGACACAAUUUGAUGAAUUAUCCAUCAGAUACGUACGAGAACAGUAACUCUCAGUAAAUACUGUAGAAUAAAUACUGAAGGAUCGUUCAUCAAAGUUGAAUCUCUGAGUGAGUAGUUAAUUACAUUGUAAUAUAAAAAUUAACAGUUAA
Molecule: messenger RNA, 2490 nt
Organism: Megalopta genalis
Lineage: Eukaryota; Metazoa; Arthropoda; Insecta; Hymenoptera; Halictidae
Source: RefSeq, a predicted model, not a curated record